AUGUCGCAUGCCCCCCCCGGCCAGGAGCGGAUUCUGUGGACGGACCGCAUCUGCAUCCGCCAGAUUGAUAAGAACGAAGAGAACCCACAGGUGGCCCAGAUGGCAGACAUUUACAAAAAGGCCCAGCGCGUCUUGGUGUGGCUGGGCGAACCGGCGCACCAUCUCGGCGAGACGGACGUCGCACGCAACUUGGGCACGAGCCGCCGCCUGCUUGACGUUGCGGACACCGUGUCGGGUCUUGCUAAAAACGCCGGCCCGAGAUUCGAUCCGCGCGGGACGGAAGGUCUCCCUCCGGCCAGCGACACUAUCUGGACCGUCUUCUCCGACAUUGUGCGCAAGGACUGGUACAAGCGAAUCUGGACGCUGCAGGAGGCGGUCCUCGCUCGGGAGCUGACGGUCCACUACGGCGCCCACGUGCUCGCCUGGGACGACGUC
Molecule: messenger RNA, 435 nt
Organism: Lasiosphaeria miniovina
Lineage: Eukaryota; Fungi; Ascomycota; Sordariomycetes; Sordariales; Lasiosphaeriaceae
Product: heterokaryon incompatibility
Exons: 2
Source: RefSeq, a predicted model, not a curated record